Messenger RNA from Danaus chrysippus (African queen), 273 nucleotides. The record is from the annotation of a GenBank genome assembly. NCBI's taxonomy places the organism in Eukaryota, Metazoa, Arthropoda, Insecta, Lepidoptera, Nymphalidae.
AUGGCGGAUGAAAAAAAGGGCGAAAGCGAGCACAUCAACUUGAAAGUAUUAGGACAGGAUAAUGCUAUUGUCCAGUUCAAAAUAAAGAAACACACACCUCUAAGAAAGUUGAUGAAUGCGUACUGUGAUCGAGCGGGUCUGUCUAUGCAAGUUGUUAGAUUCAGAUUUGACGGUCAGCCUAUCAAUGAAAACGACACACCGACAUCACUCGAAAUGGAAGAAGGUGACACAAUAGAAGUUUACCAGCAGCAGACAGGAGGCGUUCUAGUGUAA